AUGGCUUCCGCGACACCUGCAACUCCAUCAACAAAAGAAACAACUAAUUAUGCCAGGUUAUGCCGUGUUCUUGUCGAUGUGGGCACUUGUGCCCUCAGGGAUUGCUUUGAUGCCAUCUGUUUGCCACCGACUCUUAACACGGUCUUGGCGGCCAGUCAACCCGUAUUGCAUUCUUUCAGGUCGCGAAGAAUCAUCAAUGCAACACAAUGGGGAAAGCUUUUUCCUGCAGUCCCUGCAUCAGUAUCUUCAAGAGAUUUCGACAUCACUUUACUCAUUAUUCUAUUAAGGAACAUAUGUGGUCUGGCUCCACCACUCACGGGAUGGGACGCCCUGCCUGCGACCACGGACGUCAGCCGCGAAGCAGACAUUGCACGAGUCAAAUACUUCAGAAAUACAGUGUACGGUCACGCUGAACACGCUUCUGUUGAUGAUGCAACAUUCAACAAACACUGGAAGGAAAUCCGGGACACCCUGGUGCGACUGGGAGGAGUUACCUAUGAGGUAAAAAACUCAUUUUUUUUCUUUCAUAUUCAUUUUGAACAAGAGUUUUGAACUGCAAUGGCUCACCAAAGCACUGUUUUACAUGUUCUCCGUUCUAUUUCAAGGUCGCUAUUGACAACCUGGAAUUUUGCUGUAUGGAUCCCGAUAUGGAGUGCCAUUACAAAAACCUCCUUCAUCAGUGGAAAAAUGAUGAAGAUACUGUAAAAGAUGAAUUGAAAAAAAUUGGAUCCGACGUUGAAGAAUUUAGCACGGGCAUUAAAGAAAUUGGUACCAACGUAAAAAAUCUCUCUAAGAAGCUUGAUGACUUGGUGGUAGCAACGAUGAUUCCUGCCAGGGAAGCAAAUGAUGAAGGUGAGUAUAUUUUAAGAGCUAUUGUGACAAAGCCGAAGAAUUGAAAUGUUUGCUAGCAAAAAUAAACUGAAACAAAUUGCUUUUCAAUGACAUAUGGAUUUGGCCAGGGCUAAAAGCGAAGCUUUCGAUAAUAUUUAUAGUUUGUUCAAACAAAAUAUAAAAUCGUGUAAUGCUAAGUGGCGAAGGCAACGCCGGAGAACGGUGAAAAACAACAAUAGGUCUAAUUGGCAAAAAAGUAACUUUGCAUGCACGUGCAGCACAUUUUUUUGUACAUUUCUUUGCCGUUGUUUUGCACGACUACAACGUGAAACUUCCAGAAACUUCUAAAUUACAAGUUUUUUGGAGGAAAUGUCGUACGUGUUCUCGUUCACUUUUUUUUUUUCACUGCCGCUCAUUUUCACCUUGCAUUGGUGGCCACUAGCAAUUCUCCUUUUGUCACCGCCGCUACAAAAUUUUCAUGUUGUUCUUCCAACAAAAAAAUGUCUCCUUUGUUUUUUAUCUUUUGCCCUAAAUCUCUGUCGCCCUUUUUCUCAUUGAGCUUCGCUGGCCUGCCGCCUAUACUUUCUCUUUUCCUCUGUCUUUCUCGAUCUUGCUCUAUAUUCCAAAUUUGUGGACAUGACAAUUAAUCUAAGCUUAAUACUUUAGACAACACGGAUACAGAAACAAUUUCCACUUUCCGUUUUCGGCUUUAUUGAUUAUAUAACCUAGAGUUGCAUUUGGGUUGCCAUACCUGUUGAGUUAUUCUACAUUGGUAUGCCUGUGGUGCGGACGGACGGUCGUUCGGUCGGUGUACGGUCACGUGAUUACCAAACUUUAGGGGAUGGAUAGAUUUUCUUACCCAAGGUGCUCCGCAACGCGCAAGGGAGAGCUCCGCUACUAGUUUGCAAUAGAGCAAUUGCACGAUGACGUCAUUUUACUACAACUACCAGAAUCUUCGAGUUUGUUGUUUUCUUAUGCAAAUUAAGGCCAUUGUUCUUUAAUCCUCAGCGGGAUUGACAAAUUUAAAUGAGGCUGAGAUGGGGGGUAUCGUGAGCAAGGUCUCCUGAACGAAAAAGUUUCCAGUGGCGAGAAAUAUGUCCGCUAAUAAAAUAUGUGAUGACAUCAUGACGUUGAUAAGACCACUCCUAUGUUAACGUAACAAAUCAUUCAUAUCAAAUUUUCAUCUUUAACUAAUAUAGCAGUGGUGAUUGUUUUCCCAACUUUUUGUUAAUGGCGACGCAGUUUUUGCUCAAACUUGGGAGGUAGUGUCCCUAAAAAAAUCUCGUCGAGCAACCUUACGUAACGUUAUCGUAUUUCGUUUUUCAUAAGGUAAUGGGAUAAAACCGACUGAGAUACUGGAAACCUCGUCUGUGUGCACAAAGAAAUCUCACGAGAAUGAACCUCUGACGUUUUACUGUGAACAGUGCAAAGAGUGCAUUUGUGACAAAUGUAGACGGACGCGUCACAAUCAUCACCCGACUUUGGAUAUCCAUCAAGCCGCAGAACAACACAAAAUCGAUAUUGAGGAGAUUGUAGAGAAAAUGAAGAGAGAAAUUGCUCAUUAUGAAGAGUACGCAGAAAGUACGAGAGAAUCUUUAAAAAGAAGCAGAGAAAGGAUUACUACAGUACGCAAGGAAGUAAUGACAUCUGCUCAAGAGCUCAGACGACUUCUAGAUGAACAUGAAAAAGCCAUGAAAACCAGUUUAGAUAAAAUUGAGAGGAAAGAACAGAGAGAGCACGAAGCGAAACUACAACAUUAUCAAGGUCCUAUUAAUCAGCUACAAGAUCAUGUCGAGAGGUUUGAGAACAUCUUACAGAGGGAGAAAAGCGCUGAAAUUUUGCAAGCCAAUCAUGAUCUCAUUGAAAGGUGCAGAGGUCUUUUAAAUGCAGAGAGACUGAACAUUCAUGAACCAUCGCAUACAAGAUACGAGGAAAAUAAAGAGAAUGUGGAGAAAGCGAGAAGUGCACUUUUGGCCUUGGGUAAAGUUACUGUCAUUACCACAGAUCCUCUGACGUCGAUGGGCUUACAUGAAUUUGAAUUAGGAAGCGAAAAGACAUUUAAAAUAACGACAAAUGAUGCUGAUGGGAACCGAUGCUACAAUGAACAAGAUCUGCUUAAUGUGGAAUUUCAGUCACCCUCAGGACAAGUAGUGAGACCCAAGAUUGUACCCAGCAAAAACGGUGAAUACAGUGUCACUUACAAACCAGAUAAUGUUGGAAAACAUAAAUUGCUGAUUGCGGUUAACGGUGAGCCAUUGACUGGUAGUCCAUGGCGUGUUCAUGUGACUCCACAUCGUUACAAAUAUUUAACUUCGUUAUUUAGGAAAAGACAAAAAGAAUGUGAUUGUCCCUCUUCUAUCGCAGUAGAUGAGAAGUCGGACAAUGUUGCAGUGACCUAUUAUGAAGAUAGCGUUCAGCUAUUUCAGUUACAAGGAACGUGUCUAACAGCAAUAAAGCAGAUUGGUGUACCUAGACCAACAUCAGUGGCAUUCACCAAGUCAGGUGAACUCAUAGUUGUUGCUUCUAAUAAGAUUGCAUGUUACGAUGAAAGCUAUAAAUUUAUAAAACACCUCAACAACAGACAUCUUAAGAAACCAGGACAUCUGUCUAUUGCACCUGAUGGACGCAUGGUGGUGUGUGACUCGGGUUACAAUGCAGUUAAUGUUCUGUCCUCAGAUGGUUUACGGCUGUUACUCACCAUUAGUGAUCCUAAUCAUGUUACUCCAUGGUAUGCUGUGUUUCAUCAGAAUAUGUUUUUUGUUUCCUAUCCUGAAUUAGGUAGGGUUAAGCUUUUCAGCGAGGAUGGGGUGUUUCUGUACAACAUCGGGCCUUCGGGGUCUGGUGAUGGACACCUGAGCUGUCCUGUUGGCUUUGCGAUUGACAGGUUUAACAACCUGGUGGUAUGUGAUCAGCAUAAAGCAAGACUUCAGAUAUUUACUCUUGACGGGAAAUUUUUAAAUACAAUAGAAGGACAACAAGCUGGUUUUACUGGUCCUUGCUCUGUUGCUGUGUCAAGCACUGGCCAGCUGUUUGUUACUGAUGUGGACGAAGACUGUGUGUAUACCUUCCAGUAACUGAGAACGAAUUUAAAUUAUCAUCGCACUGAAGUUAGUAACAGUACAAUUUAACUGAACCGUAAAUCAAUUUCAGUUAUUGACUUAAUCGUCCAGAUAAGUAUUUCUUUUACCUAGAAGCCCCAGGGAUACUAUAUGAUUUGUGAGGUGUUUGGCGGUGUGCCACUGGGUGACUGAAACCUAUACCAGACGAUGUCAGCUGCAUUUUACUUUCCAAUUCUGAAUAAGGCACCAAAUGUUCCUUCCCUAUCCCAGACUAACUCUAAACCAGAAACUUAUUUCUUAAACCAAAGGUCAAAUCACCAUUACUAAUACCUUAUUCUAGGCUAAAACCCUUCUUCAAACUAUCUAAAUCUAAGCUGCUUAAAAACUGUAACCAUUGCAGUGGCACAUUUCAUUAUAGCCCCUAUCCCCAAAUCAAGUCCACUACAAUAAAACAAUAGAGUUUAUGUACUAGAGCGUCAUAAAUAUGUUUUGAGCACGAAACUGGCUAGAAUUUACAAUUUCGUGUCAUUUAAGUUUUACAAAAUUAUACUAGACAUGAAAGCUUGUUUGUAAUUAUUUUAAUAGAAAUAUACAUGUGUACAAAUGUUAAACUAACAGUUUGGCAUGGAACUGGGUGCGUUGGCUUGAAGCCGCAAAACUCUAAUACAUGACUUCGUCGCCGACUAUGGAGUAUGGAGACCUAUGAAGCUACUACAAGCGUUAUUUACAUCAGCGAAGCUUCUUUGACUUUUGUAGAUCGUCUUCCCCUAGAUGAAAAUAUUGAGAAAUGACAAAUUGUCUGUUGCUUUCUGUGUUUUCAGCCAUGAUUUGGGCUUUGAAAAUGGCAUCGUGAUUUCUUUGACAAAGAAUGCAAGAAAACGGUGCAAUCAUUGCAAUGGCUUCCAGUCUCGAUUUCGACUGGCUUCUUACAUCGUAUAACUGUUUGAUCCUCUCUUUUCAUUUGUGUAUUUCAGCAGGCUGACUGAAAUAUAUUUUAGCCCGCCAAAUUCUCCAUUUUAGCCCGCAAAAUGCGCAACAAUGCCUUACAAAGUGCAUAAUAAUAAGCAUUCAAACGAGACUUCUCGGGGCAUUCCAGCAUGGAAGUUAAGAUCUUUUUAAACCAUCAUUAAAUAAACGUAUGGCCGGAUUUUUUCAUCAUAAAUAAUAUUUCAAUUCGAAGAUUUUAAAUAAUGUAAAUGGCAACACUUGUUCCUAAACGGUUGUGAUAAAGUUAAAAUGGACAGUAACCUAUGUUAUUUUUGUAAUACGGCAACCUGUAUUUACCCUAAUUGAAUCUUUAUUAAACAAGCUUAUGACUUGCAUAUAGUGUUUUUAUUUCCAGUUGGCCAGGAAAGCAGACUUUGUUCUGUGUCAGUGUUUUCUGUGCGAUAUGGUGCCUAUUCUCUUGGACCGGUCAUUAUUUAUGUACGGGGGAGGAAAAAAAAGGGAGGGGUCAAAGCUAUUUCAGAUUGGCAAGAGGAGGAGCUAAACUCUUUUAUAAAGAAGUUAAGGGGGUCAGCAGUUUGAUCGCAAGUUAUAUUUCCCAAAUUUCCAAAUAUUCAUUCUGCUCUUUGUUCCAGUCAUAUAUUUGACCAUUGUCACUGAACUGUUCACCAUAACUUUCUUCAGCUAAAACUUUUUCCUUUAAAAACCUCUUCUUCCAAACUUGACAAGUCUUUGACUCCUCGCUCACAGUUUAGUAUGGUCCAGUAUGUCUAAAGGACUUGAAAGGGAGGUUAGAUAUUUGCCAAAGCGGGCAUUAUUGUCAUCAGACAACAUGUAUUUCAGCUUCCUCUCCACUUUCUCUAUCAUGUUCUUUAUGUCCCACCUCUUGCCACGCUCCAUGAUUAAAUAAGUCUCAAAUCCUGAUUCUCUCAUAGGACAUCUUGCCUCAAACAACCUAGGUAAAAACUGGACACUGGUCUGCGCAAGACACUGAUUUUGUAAUAGAGUGCGUUACGUUCAUUGUUAUGCAAAGUAAUUGUUACAUGCAUUUUAAUAAUUACUUUGUAGAGCAUAUAAGAGGAGAUAUGAUCUUUUCAACAAAUUUUUCCCUCCCCUCCCCUACAUAAAUAAUGACCGGUCCCUUAAUAACCUGCCUCAUAGAGUUAAAAAAAAAAAAGGCCAUCUGUAUUCUGCUUUGAUCACGUGAAGCAUGCCCAUGUUUUAAGCAAGUAAAAGAUACCUCAUUCUUAGGGGCCAGGGGUACUGCAUUAUAUGGGCUAUAUAUGUAUGUGCCGCUGUGAAGGGUACGGUUUUCAAGCGGCUUACUCUGGGAUAGGUAUAUGAAUCAGAGAGUUUGGGUCCAGAAUAGGGUAUCAUUUUCCAGGAAACUGAUCAAUUGGUUGAAGUUUUUAGUCUAUACUAUGGAACUGGAAAUUGCCACUCAAAAAAUAUGAAAAAUCAAAUCGGCAAGUUUAAAUUUACGCAACUCAGCCUAAAAGCUAACAGGAUAGUGGGGGAUUUAGGGAGUUUAGUCUGAGUAGUAUAGGGUAGCAAAACUCAGCUGAACUAGCUCUGGUAUGGGCUAAGGGUUCCAGGGUCUCAGCGGAUCAUCGCCACCCAAAAAUUCCUUUAAUAAUCUGGUAGCAGAGGCCAGAAAAUAAGGCCUCCUGAAUGAUCGUGGUAGUUAGUUGAGUGGAAUUGUUGUAUACGUUUUUAGUUAAGGUUUUGAUUCCGGUCCCAAAACGACAGUACCAAAGUCUCAUCUUUUGGAGAAAAUAUUUAUCUACUUUGAAAUGCUAAGGAAACGCAUUAAAUCUUAUCUAAUCACAAUUUUUGGUGUUAGGUUUGUGUGAAAGCUAAUUGUAAGCUAAUUUUGCAAUAUUAGCCAUGAUAUGUUUUCUACUGCUGUCAAAAGGUGUUUGUAGUGAGUGGUAGAAAUUCGAAGUACGUCAGACGGCCUCCCGUCGUUUAGCGUACCCUAUACAUCCCAAUAACAGUUAUGUAGUACUUUGAUAAAAAUCAGUGGUAAGAGAUUACUUCUAUAGAUAAUGGUCUAAAAUAACCUUGGCUUGGUAUUUUCAUGCUGUGGUCCGUAAUGACUUUCAUGAUAUUUCGCUAUCCUUCGCAAAUGAAAUAAUAAAACAAUUUUCAUCGAUCUUAUCGAUAUUGAUUUAUCGUUGAUAUGUAAAUGCGCUACUACUUGGAUGAUCUCAAAAUUAUUGUAAAACGUUGAAAUAAUGGGCAAAAGGGAGAAAAAUGCUUUUGACUCUAACACCAAACUGAAUGGGAAGGCUUUUGAAACAGAACAAGGCAAGUACAUCUCAAAUCAGCAGAUGAAAGAGUUUAUAAAAGUGAAAGCCUACCUAGAUCUAUUCAGACGUUUGCUUAUCUUAGCCAACGCAAGGCACACCAACCUCGAGACGUUCUUUCGUAUGAGUUACAUGUAUCUCCAUCCCCCUGUUCACCAGUUCACAACGAUGGAAGCCUAAGAAAACCUAUAAAAAGUGACCCAUCAGUUGUGGAAGAGGGAAGUCAUUGCUGUCCAGCAAGUCUUCCAGCUCCAGCACACAACUUUAUUGCUCAUAUCAUGGAUGAUAUGGCCUUUAUACAGGUGCAUAAAUCCAUUCGAGCCAGCACAUUUAGUGCGAGCCAGUUAGCCUCCACAUACUUCAUUAUCAUUGUAGCAUAGCUUUCAAAUAGCAAUUGCUCGGCCGUUCAUCUCGUGUUUGAACAGUACUUGACAACCUCAGUCAAAGCUGGAGAGUGGUCGAGAAGAGGUGUUUCAGGUGCUCUUGAAGUCUGGAUGACGGCAGCCCUAAUACGCAGAGACUGCAUGCAUAGAAAGUGGUGUCCGAUAGCCCUGGGGCUAGUGGAUUUUGCUAUUGGAGUUGUGAAUUAUGUUUUUAACUUGCCCGUCUGACAAGUGAAGUUUUUUAGAGGAAUUCAAAUCACAGAAGAACUGUAAUCAAUCAAUUCUGUUCAUCAAAAUGUUCUGGGGGCUAGUUGAAAUGACUUUUGAGCUAGUACAUGCUACAAUCCUGGACAAAACUACUUGAGAAAAUGUUUUCAUUAAUGCGCACUACCUAACGCAACAAAACUAUUUCCAAAUCAACGGCUUUGCGUAAAAGAAACCCCUCCCCCAGUUCAAAGUUGCUUCCGCUUAGGGAUCCGGCUUUUUUGAAGACCCAACAACACUGCUUCCAGGGGAAGGGGGAGCGAAGAAUCGGUUGGCUACGAAGUUUAGAAAAAAUGCCCCCAAGUAUGCGAUUUUCUCAACAGUUUUGUCCAAGAUUGUCAGAGAUAUAAGGUGAUUCGCGUUUUUAGCAAGAGUAUUAACACGAACAAAACGGAAACCUACUAAUAAGAAAGAAAUUUACAGAGGCUGUUUUGAGCACAAAGUUUCUCGGCACACCAUCUUCUCAUGAAAAACUACGACCUCAGAUACGUUUUUGCUGCACCCUCUAAUGAAAAACAGUAAGAUUUUGCAGUAGCCGUAAAACGCGUUCUCAUUGUUACAUGUUUUCGUGUUGCUCAAACCUGGAAGGCUUGGAAAGUGUGGAAAGUGAUUUAUAGUUCUCAGAAGAGUCAGAACAAGACUUGUAGGACGGUUUUCUUAGAAGAAAAGAAGUUCGUAGUGUUUAGAAAAAACGCCCCCAAGUAUGCAAUUUUGUCCAAGAUUGUAGCUACAGUUUGCCCGAAUGGCAAGUUAAAAAUUGACGUUCUUUGCACCCUGGCCCCGUCAGAGAUGCAUUGAAGUGCAUACUAUCCAGCAAAGCCUAGGAGAAUGAAUGUGUCAGUCUCAUGUCUCUGCCAGCAUUCCGCGCCCUCACUGGCUGCGAUUCAACAAGCACCAACCCCUACACGGAAAGAGAAAACGGUGGAUUCUUCUCAAACGUAGCACGUAUCACCACAAAGCUCUCAGCCUUUUGUCUAAAACCAGGAUCCUGCUCUACGUUGCCUCUGGGAUAACUCAUGCAGGAAGUCACAUUGUCAAGGCAAUUGCUCCUGCUCCAAUUCAGGUCUGGCCUGUACAGAGGUAAGCUUGUGCUUGGCGGACGAAACGUGAAAAUCCCACGCACUGCAGCGGUGCAAUAUCUACCUGGUGACUCUGAGGAGAAAUCAGAUAUUAAUGACUUGAAGUAAACAGAGUGAGUAACCUCCCUCGUAAGCCUACGUGUAAAGGUGCUAUUAGCAGGCAGAAAAAUACAUUUCUUGUGAAUGAAUAAAAACUAAGCACUUAUAAGAUAUCCUUCUAUAAUUCAGUAGCAUCUGAGAUGGACAAAAAUUCAAAAGGAUUUCAGUUCUGUAACUGAAGCUCUCUAGCUGUUAAGGUGAUCCAGUUAGGAGUAAUCACUAGGUCUACAGGGAAGAAAAACUGAGUAAUGGCAUUGGUGCUUUUCUCGUCUUCCUGUACGUUUGCACGUUGCAUGCAUUAUUGCCAAAACGUCGAGUAUGUGCUUCGUUCGUCUAUUUAGAGCAAAAUACUGCUUGGGCGUGCAAAGUAACGGUACACCGUGAGGGUGAUGGCACGGACAGUGUACCACACGAUAUCUCCUGUUCUGCAAACCGUUUUCAUAGGCUUAUUAAGAUCUCUUCAUAAGGUCGCGAGAUCAAAAACUGAAGGAAAGAAUAGGACUUUAGGAGCUGUUAAUUUUGAUACUCAAUACGAAAUCAGGUGUGUGGUUCAGACUGCAAAGUCGAUUUUCUUGCCCAAUAAGUCAACAUUAAUUUGAAAUAAGUUUUCCGGUGACUAAAUCUUUCAUGAAUGGGGAAGAAGUAAAUUUAUUUACGCCAAAAGCGUAUUUUACCUUUACUGUACUAUCUCUGUUAAGAGUUUGUGACAUGCGCAGAAGACAUCUUUAAUAAUUAACGUGCCAACUUAGCAAAGAAUCCAAAAGAACACAAUAAUGACUGUGAUUGUGCAAAGGUUGUAGCGUUUUCUUAGCAUUUUCUAACUCGAUAAAUAUGAUUUUUCCAAAAAUGCAACUUGUGUACACUGUGGCUUUUGGGACCAAAUAAAAACCUCUUGAAAACUAAAAACCUACACCACAAUUCCACGCCACUAACUACCAGGUGUUGUUCAGGGGGUCAAGCUCUACCAUAAUCCGCUAUCAAACCUUUUCUAAUCCAUGGUUUGUGCGAAAUCCACCACUGCUACCAGAGUUUAAGUGUCCCCCCGCCCCCUGGGACAUCAUUCAAACAAAUAUAUCCAAAGGGUCGUCCAUUAAUAAACAAAGAUCAAAAUAGGAUCCAUUAACAUUUAACAAAGCGACAAUAUGCACCUUUAAGGCUCAACCUGCACUUAAUAUAACGUAUUAUAUUCUGCAAGCAGAAUACUGCAAUACUGAUCGUACUACUCUGCAAGACAUCAACACGACACCGAAAGAACUCAAAACAGAGCGGGAUUGUAGCCAUAGACAGCUGUUUCGCCCUUUUUGUGUUGAUAUCUUGCAGAGUUAAUUUUCACGUAGUACGAUCAGCAUUACAGUAUUCUGCUUGCAGAAUUUAAUAUGUCUACAUUAUUAUUUUUGCUGACCAGGUCUUUAUAGAUCCUACGUUCUUCGGCAUAAUCGUUUGCGGUCCUUUGCUGCCCUUUGUGGUUAAUUUUUGUACUUAAUAAAACAAAUUCUUUAUUUUUGGUCUGUAUAGAAAAAACGUUCCCCACCCCCCCCUCCACAGGGGUGAAGCGUGAGGUUUUGAAGGAGUACGCGCGGAAAAAAAGGUUAGACCUCCGAAGGUACUGUAAGCCGACAUCAACACUAACUUUGUUUAAGCUCAAUUUACCAUUUUCAAAUAAACAUUUAUACCAUUUCGAGCUUACUUCACAUUAAUGGCAAUCAAAUUCAGCAGUACUGUACACGGGUUAAGGAUAUCACUACUCACGUUACCAUGAAAGCCGCAUGCGCAUAGUUAGAGUUCAUGGUUCGAUUUCUCGUGACAUAAGUUAAACCCACACAAAGUAGUUAAAAAUCAAUGGAUCUGCCUUGGGACAGUCAAUGAGAAUUGCAAGUUUCACUAUUUUCCAAAGGUAACCUUUUGGAUAAGAAAUGGUUCAAACUUUGUAUAGCGCUAUCCACCGAAUAAGUGUAAAGGUCUAUUCCCGGGGGGGGAGGGGGGGUACUCCCUUAUAAGGGCUUAAUGGGGACGCGCGGCCAGACAGGGUAUGUUUUUUGGUAUUUUUAUCUUAAACAGGGUAUCGAUUUUCUCGUUUUUUUUGUCUUAAUCAGGGUAUCAAUUUUAUCAAUUUUUGUCUUAAACAGGGUAUCUUUUCUUGGACGAUAAACAGCUUGCGUGACUCUGUUGAUCAAGCUGUAAAUAGUUUUGUGAUUGCCAAUGGAUUAAAUAAGAAAGAGUUUCGAUAUUUAUUAUUGUCUUACACAGGGUAUGGUUUCGGGUUAAAUGUUUUAAACAGGGUAUCAAAAAUCGGAAUUCUGUCUUAAACAGGGUCAGGCUAUGAGGGGCCGGGCCGCACCUCCCCACCCAAGGAUAUAUCGAGUACCCCCAGGGUCUAUUAAGGAAACCAAUUGCGUUAUCCACUGGAUAGUGAUUUAGUGGUACGUGGGCGCAGUGGAUAGCGUUAUCCACCUUUCGAAGAACUGGGACCUGGGUUGAUAAAUGUUCCAGUGUGAAAGUAGUGAACACGGUUGAGAUGCAAUAAAUAAUUUCAGCCUUAAAUCAGGUAUGUCUUUAGUUCAUCCGAAAUAAAAUCUUAGACAUGGUGUCCUUUUAACGUGUUCUAUUGUUAAAAAGCAUGACUUAUAGAAAAUCUUGUGUUAGAGUCAGUCAUGUAGUGAAUAAGCGAUUCAAUUGUUUGCGCCAAUUCAGGAGGGUGUAGUCCGUGAGAACUUUGCAACACAAAAUACCGACGCAGAAGACAACAACUACCUGAAAACGGGAACUCAUUCCCUCCUUGCCUGUUAAACGUAUUUGCGGAGAAGAAAAAUGCCUUAAUUUGAUCCAAACAAUAUGCAAAGGCUGAUGAAGUCAGCUUUCAGUUUUCAUUUUCCGCUUAAUCGAUUUCAGAUCGUUUCCGCGACCAACAUUCGCGGUGUCCACGGCGAAAUUUCAGGUCUGCUUUUUACUUUUAUAACACAUGUAUUUGCUAAACUUUAUUAAAGCAACUACACAACUUUAUGGCCUAAAAUAAUAGCUUAAAAUAAUGACGAUUCAGUCUAAUAAUCUCUACUGAUGUUCGUGCAUAUUUUAAAAGUUACUUGAUGUCAAAGAAUCCGUUUAGCAUCUAGCAAGCUACUUCAAAGUUUCGGCGAUUUCUUGAUUCAAUAUCAAAGUACUACUGUAUUAUGGGAACAAAAGUAAGAGAACUUUUGCCGCCAAAAUCUUUGCGAAUUUCGAUUUCACUUGCUUGUCAACGUAAAUGCUUUUCUUGAAGUCUUGUUUGUAAUUUAAUUCCCCGGUUUAAUUGUAGCAUGACGGAAAUUUUAGACAAAACAUGCCGUUGAACGCGUCAGUCAGCCAAAAAAGCAGUACCAUCGUAAAGGACCAUUCAAUGGAAAGAUGUAUCUCUACCUUAAGCCCCGUGCAAACGGACGCAACGUUGUUGGCUAUCUCCCAACAUUGUUGGAUGUUACAUGUCGCGUCCGUUUGCACACCCUCUUGAAUGUUUUUGCGUGUUGUUGGAAGUUGUUACAUCCGUUUGCACACUACUACAUUACGAACGCAACAACUUCUGCCAUUAUUGGCUCAACAUGUUGGGAGUUGUUGCGUCCGUUUGCAUAUAGCUAAACGUUUGACCGGUUUCAAACUUUGUGCAACAACAACAGGGGUGUGCAAACGGACGAAACAUGUAACAUCCAACAAUGUUGAGUCCGUUUACCCAGGGCUUUAGAAGCCAGACUUCAGUAUACUAUAGCAAAAUUCGACUGCAAAAUAUUGUUCUCCUAGGUUGAACAUGAAUUGAGCACGGGUUCCUUUUCAUGGCUUCCGCGACACCUGCAACUCCAUCAACAAAAGAAACAACUAAUUAUGCCAGGUUAUGCCGUGUUCUUGUCGAUGUGGGCACUUGUGCCCUCAGGGAUUGCUUUGAUGCCAUCUGUUUGCCACCGACUCUUAACACGGUCUUGGCGGCCAGUCAACCCGUAUUGCAUUCUUUCAGGUCGCGAAGAAUCAUCAAUGCAACACAAUGGGGAAAGCUUUUUCCUGCAGUCCCUGCAUCAGUAUCUUCAAGAGAUUUCGACAUCACUUUACUCAUUAUUCUAUUAAGGAACAUAUGUGGUCUGGCUCCACCACUCACGGGAUGGGACGCCCUGCCUGCGACCACGGACGUCAGCCGCGAAGCAGACAUUGCACGAGUCAAAUACUUCAGAAAUACAGUGUACGGUCACGCUGAACACGCUUCUGUUGAUGAUGCAACAUUCAACAAACACUGGAAGGAAAUCCGGGACACCCUGGUGCGACUGGGAGGAGUUACCUAUGAGGUAAAAAACUCAUUUUUUUUCUUUCAUAUUCAUUUUGAACAAGAGUUUUGAACUGCAAUGGCUCACCAAAGCACUGUUUUACAUGUUCUCCGUUCUAUUUCAAGGUCGCUAUUGACAACCUGGAAUUUUGCUGUAUGGAUCCCGAUAUGGAGUGCCAUUACAAAAACCUCCUUCAUCAGUGGAAAAAUGAUGAAGAUACUGUAAAAGAUGAAUUGAAAAAAAAUUGGAUCCGACGUUGAAGAAUUUAGCACGGGCAUUAAAGAAAUUGGUACCAACGUAAAAAAUCUCUCUAAGAAGCUUGAUGACUUGGUGGUAGCAACGAUGAUUCCUGCCAGGGAAGCAAAUGAUGAAGGUGAGUAUAUUUUAAGAGCUAUUGUGACAAAGCCGAAGAAUUGAAAUGUUUGCUAGCAAAAAUAAACUGAAACAAAUUGCUUUUCAAUGACAUAUGGAUUUGGCCAGGGCUAAAAGCGAAGCUUUCGAUAAUAUUUAUAGUUUGUUCAAACAAAAUAUAAAAUCGUGUAAUGCUAAGUGGCGAAGGCAACGCCGGAGAACGGUGAAAAACAACAAUAGGUCUAAUUGGCAAAAAAGUAACUUUGCAUGCACGUGCAGCACAUUUUUUUGUACAUUUCUUUGCCGUUGUUUUGCACGACUACAACGUGAAACUUCCAGAAACUUCUAAAUUACAAGUUUUUUGGAGGAAAUGUCGUACGUGUUCUCGUUCACUUUUUUUUUUUCACUGCCGCUCAUUUUCACCUUGCAUUGGUGGCCACUAGCAAUUCUCCUUUUGUCACCGCCGCUACAAAAUUUUCAUGUUGUUCUUCCAACAAAAAAAUGUCUCCUUUGUUUUUUAUCUUUUGCCCUAAAUCUCUGUCGCCCUUUUUCUCAUUGAGCUUCGCUGGCCUGCCGCCUAUACUUUCUCUUUUCCUCUGUCUUUCUCGAUCUUGCUCUAUAUUCCAAAUUUGUGGACAUGACAAUUAAUCUAAGCUUAAUACUUUAGACAACACGGAUACAGAAACAAUUUCCACUUUCCGUUUUCGGCUUUAUUGAUUAUAUAACCUAGAGUUGCAUUUGGGUUGCCAUACCUGUUGAGUUAUUCUACAUUGGUAUGCCUGUGGUGCGGACGGACGGUCGUUCGGUCGGUGUACGGUCACGUGAUUACCAAACUUUAGGGGAUGGAUAGAUUUUCUUACCCAAGGUGCUCCGCAACGCGCAAGGGAGAGCUCCGCUACUAGUUUGCAAUAGAGCAAUUGCACGAUGACGUCAUUUUACUACAACUACCAGAAUCUUCGAGUUUGUUGUUUUCUUAUGCAAAUUAAGGCCAUUGUUCUUUAAUCCUCAGCGGGAUUGACAAAUUUAAAUAACAAAGCAAAACCGAAAUGAAUUCCGGUAGUUGUAGUCAAAUAUCGUCAUCGUGCAAUUGUCCUAUUACGUCAGUUGAGCAGCUCGCUGGCCUGGUGUCCGAAACUUUUCAAAUUGGUUUGAAAUAAUUUACUUGUUAAGGCGCCUACAGUCCAUGCACAACUAUUGACGAUGGUUUAUCAACUGAUGCAACAUAAUGGGGAGAACUUUUCCUUGCCACCUUUUCUUCUUUAAGAGAUUUCGACAUCACCUUACUCUUACGAAACAAAUGUAUUCUGACUACCCACUGGCUUUUGUACUAAUGCUUACUCGGCCGUCCUGGCUUAUAUGUACGAAUUAACACAAGCAUUAGAAAACCAUAAGCACAGCGUAGCCCCCCACGCACACGUUUUUAGGGCUAUCGUCACGCGCUCCUUUCCCACACCCUAAGAACGUCUGCGUGGGAGGCUAAAGCACGGCGGGAAGAAAACAGAACGAUAGCUAUCUUGUGUUGGUCGUGCUUAUUCUUGGCUCAAGAUGACGCCAAACGCAUAAUUUGGACGAGGCAAAAAAUAGACAUCAAUCAAUCAGCUACUCGUCGAAACAUUCCACUUUUCCGGCCAUGACUGUUCCAUAGAAUACAUUAUUCCAUAUGACCAGUAUCAGCAGCAAAUUUAAUACAGUACUUCUGCGCCAUGUAUGACAUCACAGGCAGGGCGGAUGAAUGUUGGGCGGUGAAACGAGCGCUCCGCUCUUCAAUUAAUGUGUGAUGAGGAGUAGGACUGGCACGAGCGCUCUUUCCGCGCUUCCGGUGCGCUUGAAGGCCGGCGAAAUUUUCCUUUUUGCAAACCGGAAAUCCCAUUUUCUUUCUGUAAUUUCAGGCUACAGUGUUAAAUAGAUAAAUUCGUUUCAUAACGAUAUCAAUAAACAGUUUCAUAUGUUUGUGCCUGUAUGCCUAUAAGUCAAACUUGUUGGUCGUAUAAUGCCAAAAUUUGAGUUUAAUUUGAAAGUGUUGAAUACCUCCUCCUUCCACUAAAUAUCACCUAAUCGUCUUUCGCCGUUUCGUUUGCAAAAGCUUAACACUUCUUAACGUCAAUGUUUACAUAUGUUUAAGGGGGAUAAAUUUUAUAUAACAUAACAAAAAAUUAGAUUGAUAUAUUUUGAUAUAGUGGCGUUGUACUGCUUCAAACUUUGCUUCUCGAGUGCAACGCGCCAUGGCGAUUCGCGCAAUGCGUCGCAAAUCCAGCAACCGCAUGUAAACAAAAUUUAUUGAGGUUAGUUGUAAGGUUUUUUCUCCGUUUUUCUCUCUAAAACAAAACAAGGUAAACAGUAAAAACGGAGGGGAAACUAAUUUUGAAGUUUCGAACAAACAAAGACAUAUGAGAUGUUUUUUUCGAAAUUAAAAAGAAGGAUGAUGGUUGAAAUUGGCAUAAUUUCAUCUUGCACGAGCUGCACGCAUUUAUAAAAUACACGUCAUCUGGUAAUGAAACACGAUCUGCUGUCUUUUAGUUUUGCCAUGGAUGACAUAGAUGAGAUUUUCCUUCGUGUUUUAGGCAGUACUUAGUUGUUUUUGUUUUGGAAUAACAUCGACAUUGGAGAGUAGCAGAACGAAAAUAUAAUUCAGUGGUAGAGUCAUGGAAGUAAUAAAAGAAACCCUUUGAAAGAGAUGUUUGUCUACUCCAACUAAACCUCCCGCAAAAAUGGCAACAUUUGCCUCUCGGAGACAGCGUACCAGCACAAAGGAACGAGGAAGAAGUGCAAGAAAACAAGUCAAGCCGCCAUAAUUCAGUGACAGCGGCACUGCACAUGUCUAAUGUACAACCGACAUCGCAAGCCCUGACCGAAGUCGAAAACAAGCGACAUUUCUAAGCAGAGUCCCAGUCCACUGCAUCACACCUUUUUGCUCGGACGCGCUCGUUUCACCGCCCAACCUUUAUCCGCCCUGAUCACAGGCUUCCCUCCCCGUCCGCUCGCAAUUUUUAGCUUUCUUUCGUCACGCUGAUAUACCCAACAAGAGACUGAGCCAGUUCACAGGCUAUUGAUGUUUGUGCUUGCGUAGUAGGUUUGAAAGAGCCGUUAGGGCAAUUAGGUGUUGUUUUGCUGGCUGAAAGAUUGUGUUGGAGCGCUCAAGUUCACGAUAAUUUUAACUCUGUAAAGCAUUCUUUACGGGUUAUUAAAAAAAGCAACAUUGAAGACCGUGGAAUGCGAAAAAUAGGUUACUAGAAUCUUAGUGCCUCUUGCAUAUUCUCAGAUAGGAAGUUCGUUUGAUAUAUUCGAAUUCCGGCUUCAGUUCACAUAAUGACUAACCAGUUUCAUUUCGUUUUUUUAAGGUAAUGGCUUAAGACUGAAGGAGAUUUUGGAUACAACUUUGGUAUGCAGAGAGAAAUUUCACGAGAAUGAACCUCUGACAUCCUUCUGUAAUCAGUGUAAAGUGUGUAUUUGUAACAAGUGUAGACAAACUCGUCACAAUAAUCACCCCACGGAGGAUAUCCACCAAGCCGCAGAACAACAUAAAGUUGAUAUCGAAGAGAUUGUACAGGAAAUGAAGAGAGAAAUUGCAGAAUAUAAGGAGCAUUUGGAAAAAACAAGGGAAUCUUUCAAAAGAAGCCGAGAGAGAAUAGCCACAGCUCGCAAUAAAGUAAUGACAUCUGUUGAAGAACUUGUCCGACUUUUAAAAGAACACGAGAAAGCUAUGAUAACCAGUUUAGAUGUCAUCGAAGGAAAAGAACAAAGAGAGCAAGCUGCGCAGCUAGAACAUUUUCAAUUUUCUAUGAAUCAGUUACAAAAACAUAUCGAGUGGUGGGAGGACAUCUUACUGAGGCAAAACAGCGUUGAAAUUUUGCAAGCACAUCACACCCUCGUGGGAAGGUGCAGAGGUCUUUUAAAUUCAGACAAACUGAACAUUUAUAAACCACCGCAUAUAAGAUACCAGACAAAUAAAGAGCAUGACGACAGUUUAAGAGAUGCAAUUCCUGCUUUGGGUCGAGUUGUUGGUAGCAGCACAGAUCCUCUGCAGUCGGUGGCUGAAGGAACGGGGUUGAAGGAAGGUGAGGUCGGAAGGGACGCCUCAUUUAAAAUAACAACCAAAGAUUCGGCUGGAAAACAAUGUUAUGAUGUAGACGAUUAUGUACACGUGAAAGUGCAGACUCCAUCAGGAGAGGAGUUAACCAACGUAAUAGUAGCUGGCAAAGACGGAGAAUACAGCGUCACUUACACCCCAAAUUGUGAUGGACAACAUGACGUACUGGUUGCGGUGAACUGCCAGCCACUGUCUGCUAGUCCAUGGCGUGUACAUGUGGAGCCGCAUAGUUACAAAUCCGUAGUCUCUUUUAAUUUACAGGGAAAAGAGAAAAGACAGUUUAAUCCCUUAGACAUUGCGAUACAUGACAAGCUAAGGAACGUUGCAGUGGCAGAUUACUGGAAUGGUGUACACCUUGUUAAGUUAGAAGGAACAAGUCAUAAGGUUUAUAAAACACACAAACUAACUAUUCCAACUGCAGUAGCAUUUUCCAGGUCAGGUGAACUCAUAGUCAUUGCUUCUAAGAAGAUUUUUCGUUUUAAUGAAAACGAUAAAUUUAUAGGAUAUGUCACCAAAACACACCUCAGGGAACCAAAACAUCUAACCAUUGCACGCGAUGGAUGCAUGGUGGUGUGUGACUGGGGUGACCAUGCAGUCAAGGUUCUGUCCUCUGACGGUUCACAGCUGCUACUCACUAUCAGUGAUCCUGAUAGUACGUGCCCAUGGCUUAGUGUGUGUCAUCAGAACAUGUUUUUUGUCUCCUAUCCUGUUGCAGGUUGCGUUAAGGUAUUCAGCGAGGAUGGUGGGUGUUUGAGAAGUAUCGGGAUGUCCGAAUCUGAUGACGGACGACUGACUCUUCCUCUAGGUCUUGCAAUUGACAGGUUUAAUAACCUAGUAGUGUGCGAUUAUGUUAAAAGGCGGCUUCAGAUUUUCACUGUUGACGGAAAAUUUGUAAACUCAAUAGAAGGACAACACACCGGUUUAUGUGAACCCUAUUCUGUUGCUGUGUCAAGCACUGGCCAGCUGUUUGUUACUGAUGUAGACAGAAACCGAUUGCAUAUUUUCCAGUAA
Porites lobata is the source of this 18698-nucleotide messenger RNA. Lineage: Eukaryota; Metazoa; Cnidaria; Anthozoa; Scleractinia; Poritidae. The record is from the annotation of a GenBank genome assembly.